Molecule: messenger RNA, 447 nt
Organism: Vitis vinifera (wine grape)
Lineage: Eukaryota; Viridiplantae; Streptophyta; Magnoliopsida; Vitales; Vitaceae
Product: transcription factor IBH1
Exons: 1
Coding region: 1-447 (148 amino acids)
Biological process (GO): regulation of DNA-templated transcription
Source: RefSeq, a predicted model, not a curated record
AUGACUUCCAAUAGGGUUUUCUUCAAUACUAGUUCUAGAAAAGCCAGGUGUGCCCGUAGAUUCCUUCAAUCCCUUCUGCGAAUAAGGCAGCGUAGGCCUGGUUCGUUAUCGUCUGAAGAAGUAAGGCAGCGGAGUAGGAGAAUCAAGAUGGCUGCAUACUCAUCCAUGGCGUGUACAGUCGGGUCUAGGAGGGCGUGGAGCCGGGCGAUUAUCUUCAGGCUUCAAAGCCGCGCUGGGCGCCAUGGUCGCAUGAGGAGAAGGUGUUUAGGUGUAAAGAAGAAGCCCUCUAGAGAGAUGAGCCAAGCAGACAGGCUUCGGGAUCUUGUCCCAGGUGGGGAAGCCCUGGAUUUCUGCAACCUGUUGGAGGAAACUGCCCAUUAUAUUAAAUGUCUGAGUUCCCAGGUUGAAAUCAUGAAAAGUAUAGCUGAUAUCUAUUGUAGAUCUUGA